Messenger RNA from Salvelinus sp. IW2-2015, 1271 nucleotides. The record is from RefSeq and is a predicted model, not a curated record. Lineage: Eukaryota; Metazoa; Chordata; Actinopteri; Salmoniformes; Salmonidae.
GCCUUGAACUAUCCCAGUUUAGUUUGUCUUGAACUAUCCCAGUUAGUUUGCCUUGAACUAUCCCAGUUAGUUUGUCUUGAACUAGUAGUCUUCAAUCCUGGGUUUUGGAUUUGACCAGCCGUGGGCUCAGAUCCAGAAACCUGACGUGGCGAUGCUGAGAUUUUGGGUUCUGUGUCUGUCUGUGAGUGUUCUCAGUGUAGGCGUUCUAACUCUGAUCCCCCAAAAACACGAGAUAGAAAAUGAGGUACAACAUGACGUGGAACAUGUGCGUGGAACACGGACCGUGGAACAUGAAGCGAGGGAACCCGAUAAAAUCAAUGCAGAGACUCUAGCAACCCACCAACCUGCCACAUACACUCCUAAAAUGGACACACAUGCCACAGUCCCAACUCUGACAGACAUACCUCUUACAGAAACAACUGUGAUAGGUACAGCUAUUACGGAGUCAGACGUACCUGUGGUCGCCACAUUUCUUUCAUCAGCCCUACCCCUCACCUCAUUACCGUAUGAUGAAGAAGGCAGGGUUCAGGAAAAAGGCAGGGAGGACGAGAAUCCAAGAAUUGAAGAGGAGGAGGAGAAGGGGAGAGUGAGGGAUGAGCAGAUGAGAAAGGACAGAGAGAUGGAGGCGAGCAGAGGGAGGAGAGGAGUGACGGGAAGGAGACAUGCAGCAACUGUAGAGUCCACUGCAUACAGAGUGGCAGGUCUGGGGCGCCCCCUACCUGGCUGGAAGAAGCGAGGCACAAAUGGGGGAGCUGAACAGGAAGGUAUUCUCAGGACCAUACUAAAGGAACUACACAGUGAUAAGGACAGACUGAUGGACACAGAGAAGGCAGAGGAAGAGGAAGAUGAGGAGGAAGAAGAAGACGACGACGAUGAAGAUGAAGAUGAUUCUGAAGAGGAGGAAGAGGAGGAGGAGGAAGAGGAAGAGGAGGAGGAAGAAGAGGGGACAGAGUCUCCCACCAAUCAGACAGUAGCAAGGACCAGCUUCACAGAGUCUCUCCCAGGGACGUGUCAAACGUCUAAAGGACAAAUAAGCUGCAGGGGUGUUGGCAUGAAUCACCUCCCAAUCAUCACCGACCUUGGGGUCACGACCCUGGACCUGGCAGAGAACACAUCAGUCUUAUUGCCUCGCGGGGUUUCUCUGGUCUUCCCAACCUGGAGACUUAACCUAGAUGAUAACCAGCUGACACGGAUCCCACUGCUGCCACCGUCACUGGAGGAGCUCAAGAUGAAUGACAACAAGAUCACCAGACUCACUCCUUACAGCUUCA